Molecule: messenger RNA, 2504 nt
Organism: Nicotiana tabacum (common tobacco)
Lineage: Eukaryota; Viridiplantae; Streptophyta; Magnoliopsida; Solanales; Solanaceae
Biological process (GO): protein geranylgeranylation; protein farnesylation
Cellular component (GO): protein farnesyltransferase complex; CAAX-protein geranylgeranyltransferase complex; cytoplasm
Molecular function (GO): protein farnesyltransferase activity; CAAX-protein geranylgeranyltransferase activity
Source: RefSeq, a predicted model, not a curated record
UCAUCUUUAUCUACACUUUUGUCAAUAGUUUUAUGCUAUAUAUAAAGUUUUGUCGAGACCCUACCGAAAGCAAUUAGCUUUUUCUUUUCGUGUGGUAUCUUUAAUAUAGUGCUAGACACACUGUAAUAGAUGGAUUUGUGUUUGCUUUUGUCUUUCCCAACUCCAUGGAGAUUGCUGGAUUUUUGUUAGACACUGUCAUUUCGUCGAGCACCUUGUGUCCCAGGUAAAGCGGUGAUCUUUAGAGUCUAGCUGAUGAUACCCCUGGCCAGAUGACGUCUUGGUUAUGUUCCCCACAUCACUAGGAAUCGAUUUGCACUGAUUUUGGUGCAACUGGAUAGCUGAUACUCCCUUUCCAUUCAGGUCUGCGACGGCGCCGAUUUGCAGAAAAUUGGAGAUUCCUACGGUUGAAUUGUGUGAAUUUCGGUGAAGAUGUGUGUUGAAUGACGGAGAUGUACUGGUUUUAUGGGUAUGGCUCGUCUCUCCCACAGCUUGAAGCAGGGGAGAGGGCAGCGCAUCCAUGGCAGCCUAUUCUACAACAUGUCACCCUAGAGAGAGGACAGAGCGUUUAGUGUUUGAAAAACGAGGGUUUGGAGUUUUUUUGCAGAUCUUUUACUUUUUUAAUCUUAUAUUUGAUUGAUAACUGGGUAUUUGUUUUAUGGGCUAAUGGGUUAUUGGAGCAGGCUUGAGAGAGUUCUGCUUAUGUGGAUGCCAUGUCAGCUAAUUAAUGCCUUUGAGAAGGCUUAUGUGGACAGCCGUUAAAAUGAAGGUAUUAUUGGUCCAGUUUGCUAACGUGAGGGACAUUAAUGGCCCAGUUUGCUAACGGACGACAAAAUUGAGCUAUAUCCAAUAGUUUAAGUAUAUUAUUGGACCUUUUCCGAUAUUUGUUGAUGUCUUCCAAAUAUUAAAACAGUGACAAAGAAAGAAAGAAUGUCGAAUAAUGAGCUGUAAUGGCAGAAAAAUCGUAGCUUUCAUCAAAUCUGGAACAUCAGUUCACAUCCCAGACGCCUUAAAUCUUGCUCACAAACUCUCUCGAUAAAAUUUUUCUUGGAGUCAGCAGCUAAUUCUAGGAAUCGGUGUACAUUUGGGGAAUAAACAGCUCUUGUAGUUAGAAACCAAUUCUAGAUGGACGAGCCUGGUCCAUUGGAGCUUCUGAAUCAAUUAGAGGGCAUAUUGGGGUCCGAUCCUCUGAUAGAUGAAAUAGGGUUCAUUCACCCAUCCCAGUUUGCUGCACUGAAUGAAGAUAUUGGGACUCCUUCAACAUCUGUUGGUUCUGUGCCAAAUUCAAGUUUUGAGACAAUUUUCUGGGCUAGGGAUCACAAGCUGGGCAUCUCAACUAGGGUUCUCUUUCCACUUUAUGUUGCGGCUAAAAGUGCAUUUGCGGAUGCAUAUAAAAAUUAUAAAGUGCACCAUAGCAUUUACAAUGAGAGAGAUGAUAAAAAUUCUUCAACCUGUCCCUCAUCUUCUCCACUUAGUCUCGAAAGUGAACUGAUGAAGCACAGCAGGGCACUUUUGCUUCUAAGUAGUGAUUUUGGCACAGCGUGGAAUUCCAGGAAGCUAGUUCUGUCAAAGAAGCAAUCUCUUUCCAUGUUCAUGAAUGAGCUUAUCUUUUCAUCUGCGGUUCUCUCGCAUUCACCUAAAAGUGAACAAACAUGGAGCCAAAGGAGGUGGGUGAUCAAGAUGCUUGCUGGAAAUUGUUCAAAUCUGCAAGAGAUUAUGGAAAGAGAAUCCGAGUUAGUGAAAAAACUGGCUGAGAGAUCAAAAAUGAACUAUCGUGCAUGGAAUCACCGUUGCUGGUUAGUUUCCUACAUGUCAGGGGAACAGGUGCUACAGGAGUUUAACAAGUCACGGCAGUGGGCUGACCUCCAUAUUGCCGAUAACUCUUGCUUUCAUUACCGUGCACGAUUGAUGCUUCGUCUGUUUGAAGAUUCACAACAUAACAAGGAUCAAGAUGCUAGCUUUGAUCCAAAACUCCAUGAAUUGUUGAAGGAGGAGUUCAACUGGGUGGAGAAGUUGAUAAAACGCUAUGUGGGGAGAGAGGCAUUGUGGCUUCAUCGUCGCUUCCUCUUGACAUGCUGGAUAAAAUAUUUUGUGCGCGGUGAUCAUGAUAGAUCCUUGUCUUCUAACCAGAGAAACAUCAGGACAGUUGACAUUGACAUGCUCAUAGAUAAUGAAUUAGAACUAUUCCGUUCCUGCACAAAUGUACCUGAUAGUGACUUUGCGGACUAUCAAGCUCAAGCAACAUUUGCUGCAACUUAUAUGAUGUGGCUCAAAAAGCAACUGUCGAUGACUCUGUCAAUGGAUAUUCAAAAGGUGGGAACGAGCAGGUUGAAGUCAGUCCUAACUAAUGCAUACCCAGAAAAGAGCUUCCUUUGGAAUUCUUUGCUUGAGCUAUGUGAAAGCCCAUAGCCUUCUAAUAAGAGAAGAUGAGGAAACUAUAGCAACGUUGUCGUCUCUACUUCAUGGAUUUAAAAUCCUGGUGUUGCUUCAUAUUUGUUUCAACUUUA